This is a messenger RNA of Miscanthus lutarioriparius, 1146 nucleotides long. The record is from the annotation of a GenBank genome assembly. Lineage: Eukaryota; Viridiplantae; Streptophyta; Magnoliopsida; Poales; Poaceae.
AUGGAGCUUGUGGGGCCGAGCCAAAAGCAAACCGUGCUCCGCCGCGAGAUCCAUGGCGGAAGGGGCAAGCUCCGCCGGUUGGCAUGCCCGACUCUACUGGUGGAGUGCAGGUGGCGAGAGGAAGAAGAACGAGUGAGGAAAGUUUGCUCGAAUCCCUCUCUUUCUCGUCGUUUCUUCCUUGAAUCCCUAGGAAAGUUUGCUGCUUGUGUGGUUUUGAUGCAUUAUGAACUGCGGUCGUGGUCUCAGUGGACUCCCGAGAAGAGGAAGUGGUUGAGAUAUGGGCAACUCUUGCAGUGGAUUCCCAAGCAAAGGAACUGGCGCCUGAAAGUGACCCCAAUGCAUAAAAAAUCUGGUACUAAAAUUCCAUAUGUAGCUCUUAGUCUUACUCUAAGCCGAAGCAGCUUGAAGCCAGGUUACGUCAUGCAUGCUGUAUUCGAGCUAUCUAUAUACAAUCACUCAAUUGGGUCAUAUUGUGGAUGCAAAGCUAGGUACAACUUCGAUGUCAAGAAGUUUCAUUCGAAGAAGAAAUGCCUGAUUACUGUUGAAGAACUACUGAAAUCAGCUGAUUUUCUGGUCGAUGAUAGCUGUGUCUUUGGUGUGAGGAUAUUACAAGCAGAUGUCUCUCCUAAAAACAGCCUUGCUGUGGCUCCAGAUAAUACUAUCACAAUUUGGGAACUGUUUCUGCAGAAGAAGGAAUUCAUCAAAGGAAAUUACACCUGGAACGUGAACAACUUCCUUGCCUUGAAGGACUCAGUCCUUUCUCCCGCAUUUGAAGCCAGUGGGCACAAAUGGCACAUCCGGAUGCAUCCACUCGGUAACCAAUACAGCACAGAUUCACUUUCCAUGUACCUGGUAAUGCAUGACCCGGCUAAGCUUUCUCAUGAGUCCGGGAAGAUGUUUGAAGUGACCCUGUCCAUCCUGAACCAAGAGCAGGGACAACACUACAGCCGUGCAGGUCGCUUUGUAUUCAAUGGAAAUCUUGGAUGGGGAUGGGCAGACUUCAUUCCACUCAAGAUACUGAAGGACCCUUCCAAAGGCUACCUCGUGGGAUCAAAGUUGAGUGUGAAGGCGGACAUCAUUUGCAUUGGGUCAUCCAACGAUGUUCAGACACCACUUGUUGCAUCUCUCUUGAAGGACGAGAAGUAA